Alosa sapidissima (American shad) is the source of this 5610-nucleotide messenger RNA. RefSeq names its product erythrocyte membrane protein band 4.1b (gene epb41b). Lineage: Eukaryota; Metazoa; Chordata; Actinopteri; Clupeiformes; Clupeidae. The record is from RefSeq and is a predicted model, not a curated record. Gene Ontology annotation, cellular component: plasma membrane; cytoskeleton. Gene Ontology annotation, biological process: cortical actin cytoskeleton organization. Gene Ontology annotation, molecular function: cytoskeletal protein binding. The transcript is spliced from 29 exons. The coding region runs from base 228 to 5237 and encodes 1669 amino acids.
GACUGUAUUUGGAAACCAACAGACUCGGUCUCGACCCUUAAAAGACUCGGCCUUGACUCGGACUCGGCAUAGGCAGUCUCGUCCCCAUCACUAAGAAUUGCCAUCUUGUACCGUAAACCAGCUCAGUGACCACGCUGACCCAGGUUCAAGUCUGACCUGAGACACAGAUUAUCAUGACUAGGUCUGUAUGACCGACCCAAGCAGAAGCCCUACACUACCUCUCAAAGAUGCUUUGCACAGUGCUCUUCCUAGACGGUAGUGUGAGGGAGUGGAACCUACUGAGCAGUGCUAUUGGCCAGGAGCUUUUUGAUGAAGUAUGUGACCACCUCAACUUACUGGAGAGAGAUUAUUUUGGCCUGGCCAUCUUUGACUCACCAAGUACAAAGACAUGGCUUGAUGUUUCAAAACAAAUCAGCAAGCAGUUCAAAAGUAUACAUGCCCAGUUUGCUUUCAGUGUGAAGUUCUACCCUCCAAAUCCAGCUCAGCUAUGCGAAGAUCUAACCAGAUACUUGCUGUGUCUGCAGAUCCGUCGGGAUCUUUUAACCAGGCGGUUGCCAUGCCAAUCAGUGACUCUGAUUGCACUGGGCUCAUGCGUCCUCCAGUCAGAGUUCGGCCCAUAUGACCCAGUUCGUCAUGGCGACACAUACACCAACAACCUAUACCUGGCACCCAAUCAGAAUGAAGAGCUGCUGAAGAGAAUGAGGGAGCAACAUGCCACCUAUGGCUCUAUGUCACCUGCUCAAGCUGAUCUCUUGUUCCUGCAGAAUGCUAGUCAACUUCCGAUGUAUGGAAUAGACCGUCAUCCGGCCAAGGAUUCAGAUGGAGAAGAUGUUGUCUUAGGUGUGAACUCUGAGGGCAUACUCUUAUACAGAGAUGAUAUGGUCGAGAGCAAAUACCUGUGGCCCAGAGUUCUGAAGAUCUCAUACAAGCACUCCAAGUUCUUUAUCAGAACACACCCAUCAGAGGGAUCUGUAUGGACUUUAUGUUUUACCUUGGCCAGCAAUCGUGUAUGCAAAUCCCUCUGGAAAGUAGCAACGGAGCAUCAUAGCUUCUUCAGGCUCCCAUCUGUUGAAAUCUCCCGCAGACGAUUACUGGCUUUACGUACUCAGUUCCGUUACCGUGGACGCACGGAAGCGGAAUCUCUUCAGGCCAGUUCUGAAAUAGCCCGGUCCAAACCAGCUUUUCCAAGAAAACUCACAGCAAGAUCCACUUCAUUGGAUAUUCUCACCCACACAAGCCAGCCUGAGCCUGAUGACUGGUUCCUGAUGUUGGAUUCUAUUCCCCCGAAAGCCCUCUAUACCAAAGCUAAUACCGAAAUAUCCCAAGAGGACCUGGAACAGGAUGCUGAAGACCCCUGUGAUGGUAGUGUGGAGGGAGAGGCGCAGGAGGAUGAGGUCAUGGAGGAGGUAGCUGAAGAUGAGGAGAUCAUGGAGGAGAAAACAGAGGCGAUACAACAGGAAGGAGAGAUACUGGAAAUAAGACAAGUGAAGGAAGUGAAGAUUGUGAGGAAAAUAACACGAGAAGUCAGGACUGUGGGAGGUCAACUGAAAGAAAGCAAAGACUUGGACAUUUUAGAGGAGAGAGAGGAGAGAGAAGCCUAUGAGUCUGGAGUCCUAAAGGAGAGACUGAGGCAGGGUGGAACUGUGGACCAAAGACUACAGGGAAUGUGUAUACCAUGGAAAGAUGUGCAGAGAGAUGAUUGGUAUAUCUUGUUUGAUAAGCAACCGCCUAUGUUUUACCCAACAUUUGCAGUUAAACAGUCACGUAUAUUGGACCAACAGCAAGAAUUAGUUGCUCGCAUUACAAAGCUAGAAGGACUGGACAUUUACGGUGAAGCAGAGCAAGAAUGGGAGAUUGUGGAGGAACCGCAGGAAAAAAUAGUGGAAGAAGGAGAGCUGGAGGGAGAGACUGUGGAAAUACGACGGCAAAAGUUCAAGAUUAUACGAAAACGAAUGCAGGAGGUUAUGGUUGAGGAAGAAGAGCUCCCUCUUCAAGAAGAUAUCGUGGAUGAGAUACAGCAGCAAAUAGAAGCUAUUCAAGAGCACUUAGAGGAACUGGUGGAAGUGGAGGAGCAGCAGCUGGAGCUGGAGGUUUUGAAAGAAAGGCUACAAGAAGUCGACCUCUUGGAGUACAAAGUACAGCAGAUGGAACAGCAAACGAAUGUGGAAACAACAGUAGAUGACUGGUUUUUCCUACUGGACAAACUGCCAUAUAUUAUCCAUAGUGCACCAUUAGCAGUACAGUCCAGUGUGGAUGAGAAGGAGUCCCUGGAGAUGGCCGAGAUGGGUCAGAGAACAGAGGAGGCCGUGUUCAUCACAAGGGAGAGAUCAGAGGAGCGGGUGGUUAAAGAAGGGAUGGAGGAGAGUGUCGUCAACAUAGAGACAGGAGUCAUCACUGAGCCAAUCACAUUACAGAACAAUACUUACUCCGUUCGGGACAUUGAUGAUGAUUGGUUCCUGCUUUUGGAACCAGUCCCUCUGGAGGCUCGGCUAACAGUGGGAGAUGUCGAGCCCUACACAACGGGGCCCAUCUAUGAGCCUGAACAAGAGAGAAUGCUGGAAGAGGAGAGCAGUGAUGAAGAGGAAAUAGUCGAGGGUCUUGAUGUUUCCGAGACGACUGUUGAACAAAUCGCAUUAGAGAAGACAGAACCAGUGGUCCGAUAUAUUGAGGAUGAUUGGUUCACGCUUUUUGACCAAGUUUUUGUGCCAAUAAAGACUCCUCCCCCAGUUGUGUGGGAGACUCUGGAAGGCCCUGCUGGCAUCAGCACCAUCUCCGUGGAGAUGAAGGAUGAGGAGGAGAGAGAUGAGGAGAUGAUGGAGGAAUGGACACAAAGGCCGAAGCCAGAGGUGGUGGAGUUUAGCAGAGUACAGGAGCCGACACCCACAUUUGCGCCCAGAGAUGUGGAGGAUGACUGGUACUCUGAACUGGAAAUUCCUCAUAAAGAAACAGUGAGAGUCGUUGAGCCCUACACAAUGGAAACCAGAAGAGAAGUGGAGGUGUACCAGUCUGAGGAAGGGACAUCAUUUGAAAGUACAACCGUAAUCACAAAGGAGAUGACUACCCUUGUGACAAUCACAGAGGAGAGAAGAGAGAUGAAAGUGACUAUUAUGGAAGAGAGAGACGUUUAUGCUGAAAGCCCUGGAGACUACAUCACAUUAGAGGUGAAACCUCCAGUUGCAGUUUGGCACGUUGUGGAUGACUGGUUCAUGCUUUUGGAACCGACCCCAGUGGAAGUAAAGCCCUCCCCUGCAGUUUCGUGGGAGCAAGAACCGGCUGUUCCAGCUGAGGAGCAGACAGAUGGAGAACGGAUGGUGAGGAUGGAGAAGAGGACAGAAACACAGGAACAAAGGAUGGUGGAGGUGAAAGAGGUCCAGCCAGUCAUUCAGGAGCAGAGACCCACGUUCACUCCCAGAGAGGUGGAGAAUGACUGGUACACCCUACUGGACGUUCCUCCCAAAGAAACAGUGUGGGUCGCCCCACAGUAUGUGGAGGAGACUCAGGUGAGAGAGAGAGAGGAGGUGGAGAGAACGGUGAAGAGAGUGAGGAUUUCAAAGGAGGAAGUGGUGGUCAUAGAAGAGAGAGAAGAACCUGCACAGAGGCCUGCUGUGGUCAUUCAGGAGCGACCAGUGGUUCCACGGGAAAUUGAAGAUGAUUGGUUCUUAUUGAUGGAAUCAGUUCCUGUGGAAGUAAAGACUCAACCUCCAGUUUGGGCCACGAAGAGACUGGUGAGAGAGAGAGAGGAGGUGGAGAGAACGGUGAAGAGAGUGAGGAUUUCAGAGGAGGAAGUGGUGGUCAUAGAAGAGAGAGAAGAAGCUGCACAGAGGCCUGCUGUGGUCAUUCAGGAGCGACCAGUGGUUCCUCGGGAAAUUGAAGAUGAUUGGUUCUCAUUAAUGGAAUCAGUUCCUGUGGAUGUAAAGACUCCACCUUCAGUGGCAUGGGAGCGAAUGCAGCCUCCUCCAGAGGUCUCUAGAGUGACUGUGGACACAAGGGCAAAGCAAGAGGAAGAAAGGAUCAGAGUGGAGGAGAUGAGAGUGAUGGAGAGGGAAAUGAAAGGAGUCCAGCCAACCAUUCAGCAGCUGACACCCACGUUUACUCCCAGAGAAGUGGAUGAUGUCUGGUACACUCUACUGGAGGUCCUCCCUAGAGAAACAGUUGGAGUGAAAGAGGAUGUGAUGAAAACAGUGAGGCGGGAGGAGAGAGUCACUGAGCGGGUGACCAUCAUAGAAGAACAAAGGGUCGUCAUUGAGAAGCCCACAGUGCAAGUCCAACCACAGAUGCAACAGCCAGCGGUUGUUCGUGAGAUUGAUGAUGAUUGGUUCAAACUUUUGGAUGCCGUUCCUCUGCAAGAACGUUCUGUUCCCUCAGUCGAGAUGAGGAGACCUGUUGAUGUCUCUAAGACAAAAAUGGUGGAGAGGCCGAGACCAGAGAAGGAGAAAGAAAGACUUGGAGAGCAGGAGAUACAGAGGGUCCCACAGAAAAUAUUUGUGGGUGUUUGGGAAAUUGAAGAUGACUGGUUCAAACUUUGGGACAAAACUAUUCUGCAUGCAGACACAAGAGCUGCAGUGGUCUCCAAGCCUGCCGAGCACAGAGCUGUGGAGAGGGAGAGGAUUGAGAGAGGAGGAGUGAGGGAGAGAGAGAGGGUGAAAGAGGAAGACAUGCGAAAGAGAGUUACAAUCACAGAGGUGACGCGAGUGAGAACAGUACAGGAGAGAGCACCACCAGCUGUUCGCCACAUUGACGAUGACUGGUACAUACUUCUGGAUAAGGUUUCUGUGGAAUAUCCAGCUCCCCCUAGAGUUGCUCCUGUCAUCCCCCCCACCCCUGCAAAGAGGCCUGUUCCCGUAGACCAACCCCUGACCUCCACUCCCACCACACACCCCGCCCCCAUCAUCAAAUACACCCCCGAGGUGAAGAGGCAAGAGACUCAAGUCAUCGUGGAGGAGAAAACAAAGGAGGAUGAGGAGCUGACCCUUAUCAGGAGGAAGACACAGAGGAUCGUGGGAGAGAACAUCUACAUCAGACACAGUAUUCUCAUGUUAGAGGACUUUGAUGUGACUCAGGAGGUGGUGUUGCGUCGCCGUGCCAGCAUCAAUGAACUGAAGCGAAUUUUCCUAGAGGCGGAGCCGGAGUAUCACCUCAGCGAAUGGGACAAGCACUUGUCAAUCUGUCACCUGGACACCCACACACAACUCAUUAGCAUGGAGGAGUGGUCGAGAGAAAGUGUGUCUAUCAUGUAAGGAAACUCCAAUGCUCCGGAAACUUCUAAUCAACUGAUCCGAUGUCAUGCAAGGGAUCCUUCAUCAGUCAGAGACUUGAUUCUAGCCGAGGAAUCGACCAUUAAUACUUCAUAGUUUUAGUAUUAUCCUGUUAUUGAAAUUAUUUUCAUAGUUUUUUUUAUUGUUUGUCUGAUGACUUCCAUUUACAAUUUGACCUUUGUUCACCCUGGUAAUUCUAGAUAUUCUAGAUAAAAAUGCAAUAUGAUUAUGUCAAGUCAGUAGAAUUCAUAGCACUCAAUGGAUCACAAAUAAUUGAUUGGAAUGUGUGGGUUUAUUUUUGCUCAUUGUCAAUUGAAAUUUACAAAUAAAUGAGGUGUGUUGGAGUAAAUUGAAA